AUGGCCGCCGCGGCCGGGGACGUGUGCGGCUCCGUCUCGGGGAGCCGCGCCGGGGCCAGAGCCGGAGCCGGAGCAGGGGCUGCAGCUGUGGCUGCGGCGGAGGCGCGCUUCAUCAGCAGCGCCAAGGGGAAGGGCUUGUUCGCCACCAGAAACAUCCGCAAAGGGGAAAUCGUCUUCGUGGAGAGGCCGGUGGUGUCGUCCCAGUUCCUCUGGAACGCUCUGUACAACUACCGAGCCUGCGAUCACUGCCUGCGGGCUCUGGAGACUGCGGAGGAGAACGCCCAGCGGCUGCUGGGGAAGAGCUCGCUGGUGCUGCCUCACCCCGAGCAGUGCAGCAUCCGGAAAGACCUGCACCAGCAGUGCCCCCGCUGCCAGGUAACCUACUGCAGCGCUGAGUGCAGGCAGGCCGCUUUGGAGCAGUACCACCAGGUCCUCUGCCUCGGCCCAUCCCGUGACGACCCCACGCACCCCCUCAACAAGCUGCAGGAGGCAUGGAGAAACAUGCAUUAUCCACCAGAGACUUCCAGCAUCAUGUUGAUGGCCCGGAUGGUUGCCACUGUCAAACAGGCUAAAGAUAAGGAGUGGUGGAUCAAGACCUUCUCCCAGUUCUGCAAUAAGACAGCAAAUGAAGAGGAGGAGAUUGUGCACAAACUGCUGGGGGAUAAAUUUAAGGGCCAGCUGGAGCUGCUGCGGUUGCUUUUCAUGGAAGCCCUUUAUGAUGAACACCUCAGCAGGUGGUUCACUCCAGAAGGCUUUCGAUCCCUCUUUGCCCUUGUUGGGACCAAUGGCCAAGGCAUAGGAACAAGCUCUCUGAGCCAGUGGGUGCACGCCUGCGACGCGCUGGAGCUGCCCAUGCUGCAGCGGGAGGAGCUGGACGCCUUCAUCGACCAGCUCUACAAGGACAUCGAGAAGGAGUCAGGAGAAUUCCUCAACUGCGAGGGAUCAGGUCUCUACGUGCUCCAGAGCUGCUGUAACCACAGCUGCAUCCCCAAUGCUGAGACAUCCUUCCCAGAAAACAACUUCCUCCUGCAUCUGACGGCUCUGGAGGACAUUGAAGCAGGAGAGGAAAUCUGCAUCAGCUACUUGGACUGCUGUCAGAGGGAGCGCAGCAGACACAGCCGCAACAAGAUACUCAGGGAGAACUACUUAUUUACCUGCUCGUGUCCCAAGUGCCUGGCGCAAGCUGACGAUGCCGAUGUGACGUCGGACGAGGAGGAGGAGGGAGAAGGGGAGACAGAUGAUGCUGAGCUGGAGGAUGAGAUGACUGACGUUUGA
Indicator indicator is the source of this 1275-nucleotide messenger RNA. It is a transcript of the gene SMYD5, whose product is annotated as SMYD family member 5. The transcript has 13 exons. Lineage: Eukaryota; Metazoa; Chordata; Aves; Piciformes; Indicatoridae. The record is from RefSeq and is a predicted model, not a curated record. Gene Ontology annotation, molecular function: histone H4K20 methyltransferase activity; protein binding. Bases 1 to 1275 code for a protein of 424 amino acids.